GUCAGGGCGCAAAGAGAGAGAGAGAGCGAGGGGAGGCGAUGAGAGGAAGCUGCAAUAAACACACAGGGCGUCUGCGCCUAUCUAAGUAGGACAAUAAAGUGAAAACGGUAUCAAUGCUCUAACAAUGGAUCUAUCAGAUAUGCUUCUUAUCAAAGUUUUCCUCUUCGUGUACCUACUAAACUACACCCAAGGACACUACAGAAAUCCCCUGAACAAGUACAUCCGCCACUAUGAAGGCCUGACUUACGACACAGAGCUUGUGCACAGCAAGCAUCAAAGGGCCAAGAGGGCGCUAUCUCAUGAAGACAAGUUCCUUCAUUUAGAUUUUCAUGCCCAUGGAAGGCAUUUUAAUUUGCGAAUGAAGAGGGAUACCACCUUGUUUUCCCAAGAUUUAAAGGUUGAUGUUUCAGGAGAAGAAAUUCCAUUUGAUACCUCUCAUAUCUACACUGGAGAAAUCUUCGGUGAGAAAGGUACCCUGACUCAUGGCUCAAUUGUGGAUGGUAAGUUUGAGGGCUUCAUUCAGAGCUACCACGGCACCUACUACGUGGAGCCUUCUGAGAGAUACUUGGAGGGCAAGGAUGUGCCCUUCCACUCUGUCAUCUACCACGAAGACGACAUACACUACCCUCACAAGUACGGCCCAGAGGGAGGCUGUGCUGAUAGCUCAGUGUUUGAAAGGAUGAAGAAGUACCAAGCCUCUGCCGUAGAGGAGCCACCCAAGGAACUCCACACUGAGGAUGGCUCCUAUGACCCCGUGCUGCUCAGGAGGAAGAGGAUGGCCCAGGCUGAGAAAAAUACCUGCCAGCUUUUCAUUCAGACUGACCACCUCUUCUACAAAUACUACAAGACCAGAGAGGCUGUCAUUGCCCAGAUCUCCAGCCAUGUCAAGGCCAUUGAUGCAAUCUACCAGGGCACAGAUUUCAUGGGCAUUCGCAACAUCAGCUUCAUGGUGAAAAGGAUCAGAAUAAACACCACCAAUGAUGAGAGGGACAGGUCCAACCCGUUCCGCUUUGCCAACAUUGGCGUGGAGAAGUUCCUGGAGCUCAACUCGGAGCAGAACCAUGACGACUACUGCUUGGCUUAUGUUUUCACCGACAGAGACUUUGAUGACGGAGUGUUGGGUUUGGCCUGGGUGGGAGCCCCCUCAGGGAGCUCUGGAGGCAUCUGUGAAAAAAGCAAGCUGUACUCAGACGGAAAAAAGAAGUCUCUCAACACUGGUAUAAUCACUGUACAGAACUAUGCCUCCCACGUACCUCCAAAAGUCUCCCAUAUCACUUUUGCUCAUGAAGUAGGACACAACUUUGGCUCCCCGCAUGACUCUGGAUCUGAGUGCACCCCUGGAGAAUCCAAGAGCCAAGACAAGAAGGAGAAGGGCAAUUAUAUCAUGUAUGCAAGAGCUACAUCAGGAGACAAGCUCAACAACAAUAAGUUCUCCAUAUGUAGCGUUCGCAACAUCAGCCAGGUGCUGGAAAAAAAGAGAAGCAACUGCUUUGUCGAGUCUGGCCAGCCCAUCUGUGGUAACGGCCUGGUGGAGCCAGGAGAGGAGUGUGACUGUGGCUACAGCGAUCAGUGCAGGGACCAGUGUUGCUAUGAUGCCAACCAAGCUGACAACAAGAAGUGCAAAUUAAAGCCCAACAAAGUCUGCAGUCCCAGCCAGGGUCCUUGCUGUACUGCCGAGUGCACAUACAAGGGUCGUAAUGACAAGUGCAGGGAGGAGUCAGAGUGUGCUCACCAGGGCAUGUGUAAUGGAGUCAGUGCCCAGUGCCCCACGUCUGAGCCCAAGGCCAACUUCACUGCCUGCCACGGAGAGACUCAAGUCUGCCUCAAUGGGGGCUGCUCUGGCUCCAUCUGUGAGAAGUAUGGGCUCGAGGCGUGCACCUGUGCCAGCCAAGAUGGCAAGGACGAGACUGAGCUUUGCCACGUGUGCUGCAUGGAGAAGAUGAAUCCCAACACGUGCAGCAGCACCGGAUCAGAGCGCCUGGCUCGUUUCUUUAAUAAGAAAGUGACCACGCUGCCAGCCGGCUCGCCUUGCAACGACUUCAAGGGUUACUGCGACGUGUUCAUGAAAUGCCGUCUGGUGGAUGCAGACGGACCACUUGCCAGGCUAAAGAAGGCCAUCUUCAACCCGGAGCUCUACGAGAACAUUGCAGAGUGGAUUGUGGCCCAUUGGUGGGCAGUGCUGUUGAUGGGUAUUGCCCUCAUCAUGCUCAUGGCUGGCUUCAUUAAGAUCUGUAGUGUGCAUACACCGAGCAGUAACCCCAAACUUCCCCCUCCCAAACCACUUCCAGGCACUUUGAAGAGGCGGCGAGCGCAGCAGCAUGCUAACUCCCAGGUGCAGCACCAGUCUCAGCACCCGCACUCCCACCAGCACGGCCACGGCGGCCACGGCGGGCACGGCGGCCAGCGGCAACCCCAGAGGCAGCCUCAGCGGCAGGCGCAGCCCCAGAGGCACCACCGCCAGCCCAGAGAGAACUAUCAGAUGGGCCAGAUGAGACGCUGAGACCCUGCACCCCACCCCUUCCUCCCCCCCAAUGCCUUGGCUCCUCCUUGUGCCUACAGUGGGAAACAAAAGCGUCACUCCAUCCAAAGAAAAGCCUGACAUGGUUGUUAGUCACCAUCAUAUCCUCCAUCUACAGACAAAACAGACACGUGGAAAAGAGAAAACACUAUCUAGCAACUCAAUUGGCUCUUUGUGGAGUGGACUCGACCAUCAGCCAUUUCCAAUGCAGUGUGAUCUAGCAUCUUUUUCCACCUUUUUUUCUUUUUUUUAAGGAGUGCCAAGGAGUUAAGGAAUCAUGUGUAGCUUUAGUACAUUCUGUGAUGUGUUUUUUUUUUUUUUUUCUCUCUCUUUGGUUCUAUUGCAACGUCUUCUUGAGUGACACACCCAUGGCUGCUGGUGAAUUGUUCUGUGCUUUUCUUUCGCCAUUCAAGCCAGAAAUGAGAGACGCUCAGAAGGGGAUUUGCGGCACUUUUCUGAUUUACACAUGUCAAACGGCAAAAGACACAGGCUCCGGUCUCUCGUGCAGACAGUCUUCUGCAUGUGACUGUACAUAUUUAGUGUAUCAUAAGUGAAAACAAACUAUUUCUUCUACUGUAAAUGUGUAAUUCUUCACUUUUUUUCUUUUAUUUUUUGGUUAGUGCUCUCAGGACUCUUAACACAUAAAAGAAGGAAUGAUGGUUGUGAGGAGUUCCUUGGACAUUGCUGUUGAGGAUUUGAGGCCAUCAAGUUCUCUUGUCAGUCGUCCAAUCAGGUGGAUCUCUUUCACGUUUAGAUUGCUAGGUUUCAAAGUUGAACAACAAGGUCACCAUAUCCCACAUUUUAGGCCUUCUUCGUUCAAGGUCCCUUUUUUCUUCAUCCUUUUUUUUUUAUUGUCUUGCUAUAACAUCAUGUUUUGCUCAUGUUGUGUAACAAGCUAGAUGAGGUAUAGAGUCAUGGGAACAGAAAGGGAAGAUCACCUAGUUUGGUAUACCUUUUUAUUGUCUUUACGGAUUUUGAUUUUGAUAAUGAAGAAUGAAUAACCACUAAAUGAAGUUUAUGAUGAUUCUACCUGUUGAGAUAUGAAAACAAGGGAAAGUGAAGGCUGCUGUGGCUUAGUUUAGAAACGAGAGUGUAUCAUGUUACAGAGUUAGUUUACAUGAGUGUGGAAAUAAUAAAUUUAAAAAUGACUCCAGUGUGGAUGUACAAAAAAAAUGUAAAAUUAAAUCGUUCUAUUAUUCUUCAAGAUAGCAAAUCUAAGAACUUUUCAAUGUGGGCAUGCAGACACAUUUAUUAAAUGUGACUAUUAAUUGACCAAGGUCUGUAAUAUUUGUAUGUCACUCAACACUCUUUGCUUUGACAACUAUUAAUGUUAGUCUUUAAACAAGUGGAAGGAGCAGUGUAACGCGGCGGUAUUGUCACACUAUUCACAAACACAUUCCUCAGUGUGUUCACUCGUUUCACUGGAGACAAGCAGCUGUUUGUGUUCUUUAAAACUCACCUGCGGUUUUUCUCCUGGUCAGAUCUCAUCAUGGACUGAAUCCCCUUAAGAGCUCAUGAGUGCGGGCCUCAGUGUGAGUUUACAUCAGCGUGCCAUAUAACUUUAUAAAGCUGAUCUCUGUGCACAGGUUUUAUAAAACACAGGAAGCACCUGUAGAAGUUUCUGGAGCCACUUUAAAAAAAGGAAGAAAUGAAGGAGAUGUGAUAGUUUUUGUCAGAUUGUUUCACCUCAGGUGUUUUUUUGUUUUUUUUUUCCUCUCGCUGCAGCAAAGCAUGAGGUACAUUUUGGAAAAUGACAACACUAAAUGAAAGGAUUUGAAAAAUCUGGUAUAUUAUGCAAAAUCCCAUGAUUUAUUUAUCAUGCAAACAUUGUAUCCACCAAAAUAAUGUGACAACUGAGCGAAAAGUUUUGCACAAAUAAUAAAUCACGGGAUUUUGCAUUAUAUAUUCAGCAAAGGAUGUUUUUUUUCUGCUCUGACUUUAUUUUAUCCUGGCAUUAUUGUUUUUAAAUGCAUGCAAUACUAAUCUCAACUAAUAUCUUCCAACACUGUCCUGAUGGUCGUAAUAAUCACACGUGUGCUCUGGAGGGGACAUAGAAAUAAUGUGUCUCACAGCUAACACUUUAUUUCACAUGGCAGAUGAAUUAGGCGGGUCGGCAGUUGCUACAACCUCUCAUGUCUGUACAAAAACGGAGCUCUUUUUAAAUUUCAUCGUCUAGGCUGGAUCACGCCUGUUAGGCCUAGAGAACUUACAUGUAAACUUGUACAGUACUUCGAAAAUUUGCAUUUCAUUUGAAAAUGAAAAUUACAUUUUGAUACAUCUGUUUCCUUUUUUGUAUUCUAAUUCCAGAGUAAGUUGUUCAAAGAUGUUCAUAUGUGACAAACUUUCCUCUCCUCUAAGUUAUUUAUGUUCUUAUAUGUGCUAGUUGAACUGGAGUUUGCUUAUGAUACUUUUCUCCACCGUCAUCAAUGGUAAAAACAAUUCAGUGUGAUGGAGUUAAUGUUACAUUCUCAUUUUUGUCUUCGUUAUCCUGUGGCAUGGUUUGGGUAGAAGAGCAGAAGAAUAAUGCCUGUAAAUUUUACUUUCUUUUUAAUUUCGUAGUCUUGGUACAGUUUUUAGAUAAACGUGCACUGAAAAUGUCCAAAUUGAGUUGAAAUGUUGUAGGUGAUGUAGGCCGAAAGAACACAAGAUUAAAAAGUAAUACUACUGUCUGAUUUUAAUGUUCACUGUGUUUUAUACAGUAUCGGAAAUUUUUGUUCACUUUGAACAUUUUUACUAAAAAAAAAAUUUCAAAUUGUAUUGUGCAAAGAGAUGUAAUUUUUGGAGUACUUGAAAUGCAUUAAUUAAAAGACUCAUUCAAAAUAAAAUAGACCCCUGUUUACUGUCUGUAAAGUGUGCACUCCUUGGUUUUUAUUGUUUUAUGUAUGCUGAGGUCUGAUACAGAGAAUGAAAUUAGAGGCCACUGAUUUAACAUGAAGAAGCGUUCACAGCUUGAGACUUGAAAUUUACAGCUGCUUGUGUUACAAAUGGAUGUGGAGUUUUAUCAUGGGAAGAGUUGGUUUCAGUGUUUUUGCAACUACUUGGGACUGAAAGUUA
Seriola dumerili (greater amberjack) is the source of this 5572-nucleotide messenger RNA. Its product is annotated as disintegrin and metalloproteinase domain-containing protein 10-like. The coding region runs from base 125 to 2500 and encodes 791 amino acids. Gene Ontology annotation, cellular component: synaptic membrane; plasma membrane. The record is from RefSeq and is a predicted model, not a curated record. The transcript has 16 exons. NCBI's taxonomy places the organism in Eukaryota, Metazoa, Chordata, Actinopteri, Carangiformes, Carangidae. Gene Ontology annotation, biological process: Notch signaling pathway; membrane protein ectodomain proteolysis. Gene Ontology annotation, molecular function: metalloendopeptidase activity involved in amyloid precursor protein catabolic process.